UUCUACCUUCUCUGUAUUACAUCGUAUCGUAGCUAGCAUGUGUAGCUGUUGUCGAGUGAACUGAUAGAAAGUUAGCUCGCUAGUUAGCAUGCCAGAUAAAUAAGAUUGUUACAUUAUUUAACUCUUUAUUGUGAUAGAUAUUUGUGUGUGAAUGUGAGAUUUGAGAAUGUAAAUGUUGGAUAAUUGUAGUAUAUUAGAAAGUCAACUGUCAAAAUCCAGGACGGUUUUCCGGAGGCGUGUGGUUUCUAUAGAAACGGUUGCAGGAUCCAGUAUGUGAAGGACACAAAGAGGUUUUGUUUUGAGAUAAAUUUUCAGUAAAGUGCAGUCAUGGUGUUGAAGAUCUUCUUCCCACGAUGCUGCAAUAUGGCCGACAGCGGUCUUCUCGUAGGACGCUGGAUCCCGGGCCAGGACUCGGCCGUGGUGCUCGCCGUCAUUCACUACCCUUUCAUACCCGGCCAGGUGAAGAAGUACCUGAGCGAGCUGCACAGCCAGACUCAGGUGGAUCUGACCAUUCUGGGCUCGUGGAGCUUCUCCAAGGACAGCCAGAAAGACAUGGACGAGUUCUUGAAGGACCUCAGUACCAUCUUCUCUCACUCUCGCUGGCUGCAGCUGAGCCGCGAGCCUGGCAAGAAAGGCUUCGCUUGCGAGGUGGUGCAUAAAAACGGACACGCGGCCGGAGACGAGGAACACGAAAUCAUCUUCGUUCACUACGAUCAGAGGAAGGUCAUGCUCUCGCAGCUUCAUCCCGUCCAAGAGAACGGUGCUGAUGUGAAGUCUUCGGAGCUGCGUGCCGUUUUUCACACCGUUUCCCAGAGCGAGCCGCUCUUCCUCUUCGACAAAUACGACGACGGGCCGCUGAAGUUGACCCACUGGCAGUCGGACGGCAGGGAGGCGAGCAUCCUCGUGGAGCUGAUCAAACAAGCGUCCGUCCCCGUCUGCAUGCUCCUCACCUUACUGGUGCGCUGGUGGAAAUGGCUGUGCAGCUUCAGGGUGCUGAAUAUUUGGCCGGUGCGCUUCAUGUCGAGCAAGUUGUCCACCUGCGUUCAGGUAGGAUACAGGACGGAGCAAUUCCAAACCGUCUUCUCAACCAGCAAGGCCACGACGCACAUGGAGUUCAUGAGAAAAGCGAACAUUUUCGUGUCCUUCUUUGUGGACACAGCUCUGGGACUGCUGCUGAUCUCGUGGCUCUACAGAGAGAACCGUAUCAGCUACCUCGCUAACACUUUAGUACCGGCUGCUGAUCACGUAGCCAAGGAGCUGCAGAACCUGCUGGAGUGGCUCAUGGGUGCCCCCGCUGGACUGAAGAUGAAUCGCGCUCUAGAUGAGGUCCUGGGGAAAUUUUUCCUCUACCACAUCCAUCUGUGGAUCAGUUACAUCCGUCUGAUGUCUCCUUUCAUUGAAAUGAUCCUGUGGUACGUCGGACUCUCUGCCUGCCUGGGUUUGACCUUUGCCCUUUCUGUGCUGUCGGACAUUGUAGCGCUUCUGACCUUCCACAUCUACUGCUUUUACGUGUACGGAGCUCGGCUCUACUGUCUGAAGAUCUACGGCCUGUCGUCUCUCUGGAGGCUUUUCCGUGGGAAGAAGUGGAACGUCCUGCGACAGCGCGUGGACUCCUGCUCUUACGACCUUGACCAGUUGUUUCUUGGGACUUUGCUCUUCACCAUCCUGUUGUUUCUGCUCCCCACCACCGCGCUAUAUUACCUGGUCUUUACUCUGCUGAGGCUGGUGGUGGUGACGUUCCAGGGUCUGAUCCACCUCAGUGUAGACUUCAUUAACUCCUUCCCUCUGUUCGCCCUGGGGCUGCGCAUCUGCAGGCCAUACAGACUGGCUGAGGGAGUAAAAUUCUGUGUCCUGCAUGAAGAACCUGGUGCUCCACUUCACCUGCUGAUGGAGAUUAACCCUCUGCAGUGCAGUUCGGUGCUGCAGUGUUACCGCACCGAGACGUCCAGCUGUUCGUCCAGAGACUCGUGGCUCACUUUGGUUAAGAAGCUGUUUGUCGGAGAACUCAUUUACCCCUGGAGGCAGAAGAGCACAAAGACUGAUUAAAACGCACCUGAGACACUCCCGAGCUCAACUUCACUCCCCCCCAACCCCACGCCCCCGUGCCCCCGUGACCAGCCUGCCCACACGCUGCCCACUUUCUUCCUUCCUGAGUCAGACGGCGUCUGUAUUCUUUAAGGAACUGAACAGUCCGGUAUUUCUUACUCAGACACUCAGACGCUACUGAUUAAUAUAUUUUGUCUUAAUACAUUACAAAAAUCUAAAUCUUGAUCGAUUUAUUUACUAAAUUAUUGAUUUAUUAUUAAUGAUAUGCUUUUGCCUUUUUGGUAUUUUUAUAAAUAUAUAAAAGGUGCCAGUUUUAGCAGUCAGCUGUUCUAAUUAACACGUAGAAGAGAAACACAUUCUCAUGUUUCUCAGUAGUUUAUAAAUGACUAUAGUGAUAAUAAGGCUGAUGUGUAUCUAAUGAAACAAAGUGACCAAUACUGUUGCCUUCACCUGAGACAUUCGUUCAUACACUGAUUUACCUCUAAAUGCCAUUUACACACUCGUACUUUUUCUGUAGAGCUUUCGACAAUAAACACUGUCUCAAAGCA
Molecule: messenger RNA, 2594 nt
Organism: Silurus meridionalis
Lineage: Eukaryota; Metazoa; Chordata; Actinopteri; Siluriformes; Siluridae
Gene: pigq
Product: phosphatidylinositol glycan anchor biosynthesis, class Q
Exons: 11
Coding region: 328-2046 (572 amino acids)
Biological process (GO): GPI anchor biosynthetic process
Cellular component (GO): membrane; endoplasmic reticulum
Source: RefSeq, a predicted model, not a curated record